Molecule: messenger RNA, 726 nt
Organism: Poecile atricapillus (Black-capped chickadee)
Lineage: Eukaryota; Metazoa; Chordata; Aves; Passeriformes; Paridae
Source: RefSeq, a predicted model, not a curated record
AUGAGGGGUGCUGUAACUGCCCCUGUGAAUGAGACAGCUCUGGACUCACAUCUCUGCCCAUUUUGUGUGCAGGACACCCCCCAAGAGCCUGAUCCUGUGCCCCCCGUGGCUCCCCUGGCUCCCGUGGCUCCCGUGGCUCCCGUGUCCCCCGUGGCUCCCGUGCCCCUCGUGGCUCCCCUGGCUCCCCCGGCUCCCGUGCCCCCCGUGGCCCCCGUGCCUCCCCUGGCUCCCGUGUCCCCCGUGGCUCCCGUGGCUCCCAUGGCUCCCGUGCCCCCCGUGGCUCCCAUGGCUCCCGUGCCCUCCGUGGCUCCCGUGGCUCCCAUGGCUCCCGUGCCCCUCGUGGCUCCCGUGGCUCCCCUGGCUCCCGUGGCUCCCGUGCCCCCCGUGGCUCCCGUGCCCCCCGUGGCCCCCGUGCCUCCCGUGCCUCCCCUGGCUCCCCUGGCUCCCGUGCCCCCCAUGGCUCCCGUGCCCCCCAUGGCUCCCGUGCCCCCCGUGGCUCCCGUGCCCCCCGUGGCUCCUGUGGCUCCCUUGCCCAUGGCUCCCGUGCCCCCCGUGCCUCCCCUGGCUCCCGUGCCCCCCGUGGCUCCCGUGUCCCCCGUGGCUCCUGUGGCUCCCGUGUCCCCAUGGCUCCCGUGCCCCCCGUGUCCCCCGUGUCCCCCGUGGCUCCCGUGGCUCCCGUGCCCCCCCUGGCUCCCGUGCCCCCCAUGGCUCCAAGGGAAGCAGUAA